Paramecium pentaurelia is the source of this 1032-nucleotide messenger RNA. Lineage: Eukaryota; Ciliophora; Oligohymenophorea; Peniculida; Parameciidae. The record is from the annotation of a GenBank genome assembly.
AUGCAUCACGAAAGAAGUAAACAUUCUAAUGCUGAAGUUAUACAUUUGUUUUUUCCAAAUGAAGAUAAUUUCUCAAGAUUUUGCAGGAAACUAAAAAGAUGUAAGUCUACAUUUUUGGGUUGUAUUUAUUAAUUGACUCAUUAAACUAUUAUUGAUAUACUGAUUUCAUUAGCUACUAAAGGUUGUAGAGUAGAAAUACUUAUGGAUUAAAAUUCAGAAGAAUUUGAGGAAAGAAAAUAAAUAACAAUCAACAAACUUUUAGUUAUGAGUGGAUUCAAAAUUAAUGUUUCUUUGAUUGAAUCUAAAGGUUUAAUGCAUAACAAAUAUUGUGUAAUUGAUGGUAAACUAACUAUCUUAGGAAGUGCAAAUUGGACCUAUUAAGCAUUUUCAAAUAAUUUUGAACAUAUUUCAAUUAUUAAAGAUUCUAAAACAGCAAAAUAAUUUACAGAAUCAUUUAAAAAUAUCUGGGAUUAAGCAAAAUAAGCUAAAUUUAUUGAUUCUUAGAUUAUAUAUUAACCUAAUAAAAAUUGUAUAGAGAUUAAAUAAUAUAAAUAAAAUACACUUAAAUUGAAGAUAAAAAGAAGAAAAUUUAAAAAGAAAUUUCGAAAAUAAAAAUAAAACCAUAAGUUCAAAUAAAAUAAUAAAUAAUAAGAGAAUCUGAAAAUUAUACCUGAAUUUUAAUUCAAAGAGAUAGAUUAAAAUUAAAUUCCUCUAGACUUGUAAUCGAUUGAAAAAUAACAAAAAAUGUAAGUUAUUAAUACAAAUAAAACAAGAGAAGAAUAAAAAUAAAACUAUAUAGAUUAAGUAAUAAAAAGUGACAAAAAUAAUCAUACAAUUUAAGAUACUUAUUAUAAUAAUAAUGUACAUUAAGUUUCUACGACAUGGCAAAUUUAAAGUUAAUAAUUAUUUUAUCCAAACAUAAUUAAAGGCUCACCUAAACAGAAAUAAGUUUAAAAAAAAGAACAGAAUAUUAUCAUUAUCGAUGAUGAAGAUGUACAAAUAAUUACAGAUUUCUCCAAAGAUAUCCUUUGA